Molecule: messenger RNA, 984 nt
Organism: Penicillium canariense
Lineage: Eukaryota; Fungi; Ascomycota; Eurotiomycetes; Eurotiales; Aspergillaceae
Product: Pectinesterase
Exons: 5
Coding region: 1-984 (327 amino acids)
Biological process (GO): cell wall modification
Molecular function (GO): pectinesterase activity
Source: RefSeq, a predicted model, not a curated record
AUGAAAUUGAUUACCCUGGUCUCAUUCGCAGUCUCAGUGCUGGCGGCGAGCCGUACCACUGCCCCGUCUGGAUCAAUUGUGGUGGCUAAGUCGGGAGGGGACUAUUCUAGUGUCAGCGAGGCCAUUGCCGCAUUAGACACCUCCACUUCCGAUACCCAGACCAUCUUCAUUGAAAAAGGCACCUACACAGAACAGGUGUAUCUUCCCAAGCUAUCGGGGCCUCUGAUCAUCUACGGACAGACCGACGAUGACACCUCUUAUUCCUCCAAUACCGCCACUAUCACCUACAAUUUGAGCUUGGCGGAUGUGAGUAAUGAUGACGAGUCUGCCACACUAAGAAAUUAUGCCGCCAACUCCAAGAUCUACAACAUCAACGUGAAGAACACGUACGGAGAGGGCCAUCAGGCUCUUGCGCUCAGCGCCUACAACACUGAGCAGGGUUACUAUGGCUGCCAAUUUACCGGGUUUCAGGAUACCGUCCUCGCCGAGACCGGCUACCAAGUCUACGGAAAGUGCUACAUUGAAGGUGCUAUUGACUUUAUUUUCGGUCAGACUGGCAAUGCCUGGUUCGACAGCUGUGACAUCGGCGUCUUGACCUACUCAGGCGGCACCAUCACUGCGCAAGGCCGUCCCGCCAGCUCCGACUCAGGAUACUUCGUCAUCAACGAGAGCACUGUCGGGGCGGCGUCCGGUGAGGACGUCACCGAGGGAACCUACUAUUUAGGUCGACCGUGGACGGAGUACGCCCAUGUGGUUUUCCAGAACACCAAUCUCAGCGACGUCAUCAACUCCGCCGGCUGGUCAGAGUGGUCGAGCAGCGAGCCCAACACGGGAGACGUCCUCUUCGGUGAGUAUGACAACUCCGGUGAUGGCGCCGAAGGCACUCGGGCUAGCUUCGCUACUACUCUCUCCACUGCAGUGUCCAUUACUAGUAUCCUCGGCAGCGACUACAAGGACUGGGUGGACACGAGCUACAUUGCUUGA